Molecule: messenger RNA, 2798 nt
Organism: Solea senegalensis (Senegalese sole)
Lineage: Eukaryota; Metazoa; Chordata; Actinopteri; Pleuronectiformes; Soleidae
Gene: smpdl3a
Product: sphingomyelin phosphodiesterase acid like 3A
Exons: 8
Coding region: 106-1437 (443 amino acids)
Biological process (GO): sphingomyelin catabolic process
Molecular function (GO): sphingomyelin phosphodiesterase activity
Source: RefSeq, a predicted model, not a curated record
UUCCUGGUUGUGACACGGAGGAAUGACCCACAUCGGUGGUCAGCGUUCGUAGCUUUUAAAAGUGUUAUGUGAUUCACGGCACUGUCACAUUUCGACAAACAGAUCAUGGCUCAACUUUGGUGUAUUGGGCUGCUGCUGCUGCUGCUGUGCAGCGCUGCUCCGCUGUCAGCGGCACCGACAGGAGGCAGCUUCCGGUCGGGCACAGGCAGGUUCUGGCACAUCACCGACCUCCACCUGGACCCGACCUACCACCUGACGGCGGAUCCCACCAAGGUCUGCUUCUCCUCCAAAGGAGCCCCCGCCAAAAACGCCGGCCUGUUUGGCGACUUCCUGUGCGACUCGCCGUAUCGCCUCAUCCAGUCCGCCUUCACCAACAUGGCCCCGCUCACACGGCAGCAGGACUUCAUCAUAUGGACCGGUGACAGUCCACCUCACGUCCACGUCGAUGACCUCUCCACAGAGACGGUGAUCCAGGUGAUCGGUAACAUGACCCAGACCGUCAGACAACACUUCCCCAACCUGACGGUCUUUCCUGCGCUGGGGAACCACGACUACUGGCCACAGGACCAGAUGCCGACCUCCACCAACGCCAUCUACAAGGCUGCUGCUGAGCUGUGGAAGCCGUGGCUGCAGACAGAAGCUCUGCUCACACUCUCGCAAGGCGGUUUCUACUCCCAGCUGGUGAAGCCUGGUCUUCGUGUGGUCAGUCUCAACACCAUCCUUUACUACGGACCCAACAAAGUCACCAGCAACAUGACGGACCCUGCUGGACAGUUCCAAUGGCUGGAGAAAACUUUGGAUAAAGCUGAUCAGAGCCUUGAGAAGGUGUACAUCAUAGCCCACGUACCUGUCGGGUAUCUGCCAUUUGUCAAAAACAUCACUGCAAUCAGAGAAACGCACAACGAGAGGCUGGUGUCCAUCUUCAGGAAAUACAGUCACGUCGUCGCGGGUCAUUUCUAUGGCCACACCCACCGCGACAGCAUCAUGGUGCUUUUGGACCAGAAAGGUAAACCCCUGAAUUCCCUGUUUGUGUCCCCGGCUGUUACACCGAUCAAACAUGUUAUGGAGCCGUACUCCAACAACCCGGCUUUCCGCAUGUACCUGUACGACGCCGAGGACUUCGGCGUGUUGGAUAUCUGGCAGUACUAUUUGAAUCUGACGGAAGCCAAUGAGAAACAAAGACCUGACUGGAGGCUUGAAUAUAUCAUGACUGAGGCUUUUGGACUGACUGACCUGCAGCCUCAGAGCCUGCUCCAGCUCGGCCUGAGCUUCAGGCUGCCGCAGACCAAGGCCUUUGAGCGGUAUUUCAGGAACUUCAUGGUCAACUAUGACGGCAGCAUCACGUGUGAGGGAGACUGUAAGGUGAACCAGGUGUGCGCCGUCCUGUGCCUGGACCUGACGUCCUACUCCAAAUGUGUCGCGCAGGGAAAAUGGUAGCAAAGUGGAAACUGGAGCAAAAUGAGCCGUAUUCCUCUCAGGUGUCGCAUUUAGAUGGGGACUUUUUUUAAGAUUCAUUUUAAAUCGUUUUUAUUCUCAUUUAAUUGUGACAAAAGGUUUUCAAUCAUCUGCCUCCCUGUUAAUCUUGACUAUUUUAUACUUUUACAAACUGGUAUUUCAUGUGAUCAAAGUGUUUGUUGUUAAAUAUUAGAUGCAGUCCAGUUCUGCAAAACAAAACUCUUCUCUUAUAUCAUGUACAAAAAAUGGUUACUCAGUUAUUUAGUGGACGUCUUGAAUGCACCUUGAAGCUGCUCCUCUAAUCUCAACAGCCUGUAGAUCCCGCAGAAGUGUUGAAAUUUACCAGGGUCUUUGAACGCAUCCCGUUAGCUGCGGCCGUUAGUUCAGCACUACAGCAAUACGAGUUCUCAGACGAACACUCCAACAUCUUAUUCUGGUUUAUUUCUUAUAAAACAGUCAAUUUUUAGCCUGAGCAUCAACAAAUCAGCAUCUUAGAGGUAUAAAUCAAUUUGUGGUGUACCACAGGGCUCCAUGUUAGGCCCUGUACUAUUUUUUCAUAGAUGACUGUCUCAAACAAUAGAUAUUUUGAUUAUAUUUACUCGGGAUGGGCAAUUCUUUGCUUGAUUAUAAAACAUUGUCGGUUGCUGCACAUCUUGAAGCUUCUCCUCUGAACUCAACACCCCGUAGAUCCAGCAGAAGAGUUGAAAUUUACAAGGGUUCUUUGAAUGCAUCUCGUAAGCGGUGGCCAUUUAGCUCAACACAUCGCAAACCCUGCAUUGCUUCCUCUCAUGCGCUGGGGUUGAGAAUAUCCUCCUCUUAUAUUUACUCACGUUUAUCGUCUGGAUGUUUUAAUUCCUCAGGGAUUUCGCAUAUUUAUUCUAAACAAUAAUCCUCAGUUUAAUACUUAAAUCUGUGGAAAUAAUGUAUAUGUAAUAUUAUUUUUAUUACGAGGAUUGCACGUAAUUUGUUCUGUUCCAUAAUCUCUCUCUGAAGUGCUGUGUAAUUGGUCAAAGUCUCCUUAAAGUUAAAAAAUGGAGUCAAGAGAAGGUUCUUUUAAGAUGAAAUACACAUAAAAUAUAACAUCAUACGUGAGACGUUUUUUCUUCUGCGCAGUUGAAGUCUGUGAUGUUUUGAUGGGUUGGAAACUUUUUCUUUUAUCUUCACUUAUUUCACUAAUGUUUUAUUGUAUCCAAUCUUUGAAAUCACUUGAUGCUGGUUGAGCAUUUUUUUAUCUUCUAUAUCCUCUGAAAAAAAGAGCAGAUUUAUGGAGGUUGUUGACGAUUCUCUUGCCUCAGAGCAGCUGUCGUCUUUACCUCCAGGACUUGCGAGUGUCAAACGUGUGC